Drosophila elegans is the source of this 511-nucleotide messenger RNA. RefSeq names its product heparan sulfate 2-O-sulfotransferase pipe-like. The transcript is spliced from 2 exons. The record is from RefSeq and is a predicted model, not a curated record. The coding region runs from base 1 to 318 and encodes 105 amino acids. Gene Ontology annotation, cellular component: membrane. Gene Ontology annotation, molecular function: sulfotransferase activity. Lineage: Eukaryota; Metazoa; Arthropoda; Insecta; Diptera; Drosophilidae.
AUGGCCAAGGAGCAUGUGGAACGUGAUUACGCUGUAGUUGGCAGCUGGGAGGACACGAAUAUAACCCUAACCGUUCUCGAGAACUAUAUUCCACGAUUCUUUCGCGGGGCCAAACUCAUGUAUGAAAUGAACAAUAGCAAGAUCACCAAUCGGAACAAGAACAAACGCAAGCCAUUUAUAGAGCCUGAGGUCAAGGAGAUGAUUCGCAAGAAUUUCACCAACGAGUAUGAGUUUUAUUACUUCUGCAAGCAGCGUUUGUACAAACAGUAUUUGGCCCUCAAUCUGAAAGAGUUGGAGAAGCAUGGUCUUUUAAAUUAGUUUCAGUACGACAAAUAGAUAAGAGUAGUAAUAUAUAUGCGAUCAAAACUUCACAUUUCAAUAAAUAGUAGUCAGUAAACAACAGUAGAGUAGACCCACACUUUCUUUACACGUUGAAUCCAUAUCUGUGUCUUGUCGUUUUUUGUUGUGUGACAUGAAUCCCCCUCCCAUGAAGCUUCUAAACCCAUACCCU